AUGUUGCAGUCGGUCGGUAACGAGCACGACGACCAAUUUGAAUCCGGUCAAGCCAACUCGAUCGAGGCCCUAGUCGCAGCACGGAAUGACGGUAGAAAGCAUCUGCUUCUUGCUGCAUCGGGAUCAGUAGCUACCAUCAAGAUUCCCGUCAUCGUCGCAGCCCUGGCAAAGUAUGAGAGCACGCUGUCCAUCCGUAUCGUCCUGACCGAACCUGCCACCCACUUCCUCGGCGGACAGAGCACCGAGCAGCCCACAGUGUCCUCGCUGCUGAACCUACCCAACGUCGACGCCGUCUACCGGGAUCGUGAUGAAUGGGGUCCGCGGCCAUGGCGUCGCGGCGCGAGGGCGGAUCUAUUAGUGGUUGCCCCAUUAAGUGCAAACACCUUAGCAAAGGUCGUCAACGGCAUGUCAGAUAAUCUCCUCACCUCGAUCAUCCGUGCCUGGGAUACGGAUGCCAGCAUCGACAUGAAGAAGAAGAUUAUUCUCGUUGCCCCGGCAAUGAACUCGGCCAUGUGGCGGCACCCUGUCACGGAGAAACAGAUCCAGGUGCUCACCGACGACUGGGGUGUCAAGGAGGAGGCGGUCGGCGCUGCUGGAGAAGCUCGAGCAAUCGUGGGUUGGUUUAAGGUCAUUGCGGUAAGUUCGGCCCCCCCUCCGCCAACACUCGCCUGCGGCGACACGGGAGGUGCUAUGGCCUCGGUCGAGUCCAUCUGUGCGGCCAUUGAGCAGAAUUUGAACCUUGUAACAACUGGAGAACUUCUGGAGUAA
This is a messenger RNA of Dichotomopilus funicola, 768 nucleotides long. RefSeq names its product flavoprotein. The transcript has 9 exons. Bases 1 to 768 code for a protein of 255 amino acids. Gene Ontology annotation, molecular function: phosphopantothenoylcysteine decarboxylase activity; FMN binding. The record is from RefSeq and is a predicted model, not a curated record. Gene Ontology annotation, biological process: coenzyme A biosynthetic process. NCBI's taxonomy places the organism in Eukaryota, Fungi, Ascomycota, Sordariomycetes, Sordariales, Chaetomiaceae. Gene Ontology annotation, cellular component: phosphopantothenoylcysteine decarboxylase complex.